Molecule: messenger RNA, 1362 nt
Organism: Phytophthora sojae
Lineage: Eukaryota; Oomycota; Peronosporomycetes; Peronosporales; Peronosporaceae
Exons: 1
Coding region: 1-1362 (453 amino acids)
Biological process (GO): transmembrane transport
Cellular component (GO): membrane
Molecular function (GO): transmembrane transporter activity
Source: RefSeq, a predicted model, not a curated record
AUGUGGUGCGACUGGGACCGAUGCCGGCGCCUCGCCAGCGUGCUGGCCGGGCUCCUGCUCAUGGGGAGCGUGGGCUCGAACCACUCGAUCUCCGUCUGGAACGCGCAGCUCCGCGCGCUGCUGGGCUUCUCCGAGGCGGGCAUCUCGCUCGUGUGCUCGAUGGCGUCCUUCGGCGCCUACUUCUCCGUGAGUCCUGGCUACGUCUUCGACCGCAUCGGCGCCCACCGCAGCGUCUUGCUCGGCGGACUCUUGCUUGCAGGCAUCUACACGGGGCUGUACACCGGUCUAGAGGCAUUCCCCGAGGCCUUGACGCCGCUGGGCGUGGGUGUCGCCUUUGCUGUGCUCGGUCAGGCAACCAACUUCGGCGUGUUCGCGGCGCUGGGGCCCAACGAAGAUCUCUUCGGGCCUGAACAUCGCGGUAAGAUCAUGGCACUGGAGUUCGCGGCCUUCAGCGCCGGUGCAGCACUGUUCGCCGAGCUUUACGAGCACAACUUCGACGGGCAAGUGCCGCUGUACUUCCGGUUCAUGGGGUGUUUAAUGCUUGCCGUGUUUCUGCUGGCAUGGGUGACGUUGUAUCGGCCUGGUAGAGAGGAUCCGGCACACGCGGUUGCGGUCGCUCCACCCAUUCAUGCCCUCGAAGAAUUUAUGCCACCGGAGAGGACGGCGAGGACGAGUGCGGACCUGGAUGAGAACUGCAAGCUGGUUCCCACUGUGCAGCCCGAUAUUACCGGUCGCGAGAUCCUGGCUGACUCGCGCUUCUGGCUGCUUUUCGCCACUGUCUUCAUUUUGGUGGGGUCGUCGCUGUUUAUCAUGGCCAACAUUGCCUUUAUUGUGGAGUCGCUGGGCGGCCCGAUGGGGCAAAUCCCUACGAUGGUGGCGUUGUUUUCCGUCGGCAACUGCUGCGGCCGCGUCGUGGCCGGUAUCGUGUCCGACAGCGUGCUGGAUCACUGCCCGCGUAUCUACUUAGUCAGUAUGGCGUCCGUCCUCGUUGGCGCGAUCCACACGCUGUUCCUGGUCAUUCCGCGCGCGUACCUAGCUGUCCCCAUCACGCUGUCAGGCAUCGCUGACGGCGUCAUGUUCGCUGCCUUCCCGGUCUUAACGCGAGAGACCUUCGGUGCGCGCCACUUCGGGAAGAAUUUUGGUCUCAUCAGCGUCGCCAACGCGCUCGGCUUCCCGUUGUUCUACAGUCCCGUAGGCUCCUUCGUGUACAGUAUGUCGGCAGAGCGCGUGGAUGGCGUCCAGAAGUGCAUCGGUGAAGAGUGCUUCCGACCCGUGUUCCUGUUGGUAGUGGCGCUGAGCGUGGUGUCGCUGGCCGCGAGUCUCCGCUUCGCGGCACGCCAGAGCUACGUCCGCUUAACGUAA